AUGACUCUUUUUUCUGAGUUUCUCAUUAUUGGAUAUUAGGCAGAAGAGUAUAAGAACACUGAAAUCAUGGAGUACUUCCAUAUUAAUGGAUCAUCUCUUCCAGAUUACCUUAGGAAUGUGAGCAUUGUAAUAUUUGGUUUGAAUGGCAUAAUAGAUGUGCUUCACUAGUGGUUUCGAUGCCAAAUUGGAACAGGAAUAGUAAAAGAAAUAGGAUGACAUAAAUAGCAAGAAUUAUUUGCAUUAAUUUGUGAUUACAGAUCAGAGUGGCAAAUUGCGGUACUGCACCUCUCUUGUAGUAUUUGAGAAUUUGAAAAGCGACUUCUAUAUCCCUUUUGCUUACGUGAUUGUUUCCGAACAAUCUAACUUGAUUAGAUAGAAAUCCUACAUGAGAGCAAUGUACAUUGCCAUUUUUGACAGAGUCACAGUAUUCAUUAGUUUAAUUAUUUGCAGAGAUUUAGAGAUCGAGGAUGGUAAAUGGGAUCCUAGAAAUUAUCUAAUCAAUAAUUAUUCGAAUUCUAUUUGUCAGUCGGAAUCACAAACUUAAAUGGAUUAUAUUUUAUACCCAAGCAAAUUAUGAGGACAAGGUAAGAACUCAUAACAGAUCUAAUGAUUAACAAUCCAAGUCAUAAAAAUAAUCUGUACAAUAAAGAUAUCAGUUUCAAUGCUUUAUUUUCUAAAUUAUCAAUCAAAAGCAUAAUUAAGGUUGUGCAAUCAAUAAUUCUUGAAAAACAGAUCAUUUUAUUCACUAGUUAAGUUUGGGACUUGGCAACUAUUGUUGAGGCAUUCCUAUAAUUUAUUUACCCUCUCCAAUGGAGAUGCAUUUACAUACCAUAUCUACCAGCAGAAAUCCUAGAUACUCUUUAUGUCUCAGUACCUUAUAUAAUUGGUGUUCAUAGCAAUCUUAAGGAGAGAGUAUUAACACAAUAUGAUUGUCUUGAUAAGAUUCUGGUCGAUUUAGAUUAAGACAGGGUCAUCGGAUGCAAUUUAGUAUUUAGAGACAUUAAAAUAUUAUUAGAUACUACCCUUUCCAGAACAACUUGUGGAAACCCUCAUAAAUUAGAGUUCUAAAUUUUAAUAUUCUGAUGAUGUAAUGUAAACGUUUGUUAGUAGUCCGAAUUGUUAUAAGUUUAGUGUUGCUUCCUUAAAUUCCAAUUGUAGCUUAUCAACAACAUUGUACCCUACUUUAUAUACUCUGAUAUCCUCCAAUAGAAGCCUAAAAUCGAAGACAUUUUUGAUAAGGAUCUUUAUAUAGAAUAAUUUACACCUUUAGAUCAAGAAUUUUAUAGGGAAUUUGUGAAUAAAACUAUGGUAUUUAUACUUUUAUUGAAAUUUGUAGAUGUUCCCACGUUUUAUUGAAGAAUCCUAUUAGUAUCUACACUAGAAGCAAUUCUUGAAACAAAACAUAAAGGCAAACAUUUUCAUUGACUUACUCUUAUUGAUCAAUACUUCAGGGUACUUCAAUAUUUAUAAAUUACAAAAUAAAGACUUUGAAGCAGGAUUAUUUAACCUGAUAAAUGAAUCCAAAGCCUUAAUUCCGGAAUCAGAGAAAUCCAUUCAUGCACUCUUCCCCUAAUAUCAAAAACAAACAAAUGACUAUCUGAUUCCCUAGAAAAAAUUCCCUAUUCUUCAAAUUGACAAGUCUAAAAUUAUAUAAAUUGAUCCUAUUCAAAGUAACAUUCAUCAUAACUCAUUUAUGCAAAGAAGUACUUAAUCAUAAAAAACUGAUGUCUGCAAUGAAAAUAAAUAAGUCAUUAAUAUACUUACUAUUAAAGCACACUAAAUUAAUCCAUUUUCUAAAUCACUAAUACAAAAUGAGGUUGCUGCCUAGAUUAUUUUGAGAUACCCAAAAAAAUCUUUGUCAAAACUAAAAAAGACUUUGGCUGCCCAAUUAUUAAAAUUGGCCCCUGAGAUCAAUUUAGAACAGAAACCCAUUCAAACAUCCCAAAUUGUGAAUUUCAAAUAGAGCAAACGAAUAUUUAACACUGAAGAAAUAGGUUAUGUAAGUAUGUAUAGGACAAAGACUUAGAAUAUAUUCUGA
Molecule: messenger RNA, 2038 nt
Organism: Paramecium octaurelia
Lineage: Eukaryota; Ciliophora; Oligohymenophorea; Peniculida; Parameciidae
Source: the annotation of a GenBank genome assembly